UUUUCUAUAGGUUUUGUUCCUCUUAUUAUUAUCCCUUAUUAUUAUUUGCACCAGAGAACAUCAGAGAAGAUACUGGCACAGACGUUUCUGUUGUUGCAAUAAAAUACUACCAGUAACAGGCCUGCAGCACUGCCCAGGGAGGAGCCAGUUUCCAUGGUUAGUGAGCACAACAGACCCGUUGCAAACGUUCACUGUGAGCUGGGUUUUAGCAGCAACUUCCUUCAGAAAGGCUUUAGCUACAAGUCCUUUAUAUAAAUCCUUUAUAUAAAGGGCUGCACUUUGCUCCAGAUUCCCAUGACUACAGACCAAAGGUCACCAUCAGUCUGCCAUCACCGUAUUGAAGAUAAAUUAUAAUUACUUCCCCCCCUUUCAUUCUUUUUCCCUUAUUUUCAGUUAAAUCCUGGUUUCUCACAGUUCCUGUCUCUUUUUUAUUCCAGGUGCUGCUUGAUCUAUUAAAACUGCCCUGAGAAGAGCUGAUACAUCGGUGAACACCCACCAAACACCUGUUGCUCUGUUGCCAGGCAUCUUUCUGAAGGGUGCAGCAUGACAGAGCUCCAUGAAGCCGUGGCUCUGGGGGACUACCAUCUGGUGGAGAAGAUUCUGAAGGCAGGACGCUGCGACCCAAACCACAAGGAUGUCGACUGGCAUGACAGGACCCCACUGCACUGGGCUGCUGCCAAAGGGCGGUCGGAUCUGGUCAAGCUCCUCGUGGAUCACGGCGCCCGGCACUGCCUGCGGAGCGACGUGGGCUGGACCGCGGCUCACUUUGCCGCCGAGUCGGGGAGGCUGAGAGUGCUCCGCACCCUCCAUUCCCUGCACGCUGCCAUGGAUGCAGCUGACCUCUUCGGCGACACUCCCAAGAGGCUUGCGGAAAUCUACGGUCACCAGGAGUGCUCCAGGUUCUUGGAAAAAGCAGAGGUGGAGAGCAGAAACUACCGCAGGACAGCUGCAAUGAAAGGAAUCCCCUUAGACCAGAGAGAUGAAGACUGGGAACACAAGAAAGAGGAGCUUGGGAGAAACCCACCAUGUUUUUGGGAGAACUGCACAACCUCUGCUCCAAAGAAAAAUGGGAAAAAAAAGGGGAAGCAGUAGUUUGUCCUGUCUGUUUGGUGCCUCUGAGCACUUGCAAUGCAGAGCAAAGGCACUGGCAGAUCUCAGGUGAAUCUGCAGGGUGACAUACACGUGAAUGGGGCAAGGAAAUGGUCACAAGGACGUAUCCUUGAGAUAUACCGUAAACAGUGUCCUUAACAGGGAAAACGUAGAAGUGCUUCUGUCCUUCUGUGUGUCUCUAUGUAUCACAUCUCAAAUAUCAAAAAAACUGCAGAAUAUGUUUAAAUAUACCAAUUCUCUAAAU
Messenger RNA from Empidonax traillii (willow flycatcher), 1354 nucleotides. RefSeq names its product ankyrin repeat domain 66 (gene ANKRD66). The coding region runs from base 544 to 1092 and encodes 182 amino acids. Gene Ontology annotation, molecular function: protein binding. The transcript is spliced from 3 exons. The record is from RefSeq and is a predicted model, not a curated record. Lineage: Eukaryota; Metazoa; Chordata; Aves; Passeriformes; Tyrannidae.